This is a messenger RNA of Labeo rohita (rohu), 4059 nucleotides long. RefSeq names its product insulin-like growth factor 1 (gene igf1). The coding region runs from base 353 to 802 and encodes 149 amino acids. The transcript is spliced from 4 exons. Gene Ontology annotation, molecular function: hormone activity; growth factor activity. The record is from RefSeq and is a predicted model, not a curated record. Lineage: Eukaryota; Metazoa; Chordata; Actinopteri; Cypriniformes; Cyprinidae. Gene Ontology annotation, cellular component: extracellular region.
UCUGUUAGUAAGUCCUAGAAAGAUCCAAAUUCGAGCCUAUUCUAAGAAACAGAUGACGUUAUUUGACAGGGUGCCCAAAAUCCUUAAUGAGUAACUUAGCAAGAGGAGAAGGCAAAUGCUGCCCCAGCUGUUUCCUGUUGAAAAUGUCUCUGUAAUGUAGAUAAAUGUGAGGGAUUUUCUCUCCAAAUCCGUCUCCUGUUCGCUAAAUCUCACUUCUCCACAACGAGCCUGCGCAAUGGAACAAAGUCGGAAUAUUGAGAUGUGACAUUGCCCGCAUCUCAUCCUCUUUCUCGCUUUUUAAUGACUUCAAACAAGUUCAUUUUUGCUGGGCUUUUGCUGGAGACCCAAGGGGAUGUCUAGCGGUCAUUUCUUCCAGGGGCAUUGGUGUGAUGUCUUUAAGUGUACCAUGCGCUGUCUCCCGUGCACCCACACCCUCUCACUGGUGCUGUGCGUCCUCGCGUUGACUCCCGCGACACUGGAGGCGGGGCCGGAGACGCUGUGCGGGGCGGAGCUUGUAGACACGCUGCAGUUUGUGUGUGGAGACAGGGGCUUUUAUUUCAGCAAACCGACAGGCUAUGGGCCUAGUUCGAGACGGUCGCACAACCGCGGCAUCGUGGACGAAUGCUGCUUUCAGAGCUGUGAGCUAAGGCGCCUCGAGAUGUACUGUGCACCCGUAAAGCCCGGCAAAACUCCACGAUCCGUACGAGCGGAACGGCACACAGACACCGCCAGGACACCAAAGGAUGUUCAUCAGAAGAACUCAAGCCGAGGAAACACAGGCGGCAGAAACUAUCGCAUGUAGAGGAUAGUAGGGCGAAUGGCUGAGAGAGACAAGUGAAACUGUUGGACAGCGAAAAACGGGACGAAAGAAAGACUGUGGGACGUGGUCCACUGUUAAAAACAAAACAAAAAACAACAAAAAAAACAACAAAAUAUUAAAAAUAAAAUAAAAAACAACAACAAGAUACUGGAUACCGUUAAAGCCCCAUGUUAAGACAAACAAAAUCUGAUGAUUUCCAUACACUGCACCAUUCCAUACUGGGGGGAAAUAUUAAAUUAGCUGCUAAAAGAGUUAAAUGAUAACUGUUUAUCCUCCUCGUGUGAAUGGUUGCACCUAAUGGAUGUCGAAAGCUUUUUAUAGUGGCAACAUUUUCGAGAGAAAGGAGUUUGCAGUGAGAUCACGGACCGUGUUGACAAGAAAAGCUGUCUAGACCAUUUAUACCAGAUGGAACCCUUGCAAAACCGAACUACGGCUGCACAGAGAGAUGACGUAUAAAAUACAAAUCAUACAAGUCUUUUCUUAUUUGAAUCAUUGUGCGAGACCAGAUCAAGGGGGAUUAUACAUAAGCCUUAUGCAAAUGUGCUGAGGUUCUCUAGAGAACACAUUUAGGAUUGAUGGAACAAUGGAUCCUGCAAAACACCUUGUGUUUUUUUUAAGUGUGUGUGAGGGAUCUUUGCUUCUUUUUUAAUCAUUUUAACUGCAUGGUUUACCUUCUUUAGAAAAUGGGAGGUGAAAGCCAUUCACUCGAACAGUUAUCCGCAUGCAUUUACACCAGUGUAUCAGCACGCACAGGAAAGACAGAGGGAAGACAACAGAAACCACAGAAAUUACUUGCAAUUGUAACAUAUAACAUCAAGAACAUCAAGAAGUUGCAGGUUUGCGUCUUUACAGCGAAAGACUGGUGACAUGACUGCAACUCACUAGCUGUAUUAAAGGGAUAUUUCGCCCAAAAAUGAAAAUUGUGUCAUUUACUCAUUUUCCUUACCGUAUGACUUUUGUAGCCCGUUUUUGAUGCUUGUUUCUGCUGGGAAAAAAAGGUUAUUGUUGCCUUGUCUGACAAGCCAUGGCACUCUCAUGCCGUACAUCGCGGAGCAAAGAGGAAACUCACAACGCGGUGACAGACAAGACAGAGCAGGUUAUUUUAGGUGUGAAACAUAGUCUCAGCUUUUAAAUUGUAAUAAAUUUCAAUAAAUACCAUUUAGUGGCUCUUUAAAUGCCACUUCAACCGAUCGUCUCUUCCUCUUUACUAGUUAUAGCGUGAAAUAAACAUGAAUGAACAUCAGAUCUUGUUUCAACUGCGGAAAGACGUCAGUACACACUAUUUUUCAAGUUUUUGAUGUUAAUCUACUCUCUGGUUUGUUUGUCUACAAAAGUGGCAGAUUCUGCCUUGUGAUUGGUUAGAUCGGCUGCCAAUCAAAGUCCCUGUCAAGGGUCAAUUGCGAUUUUUGCAUAAUACAACCUUAUAGCUAAUAUGUUCGUAUUUUAAACUAUCACACAAUUACCUUUUCUAUUUUUUUGCUGAAGCGGAAAUGUGUUUAUAUAAAGGUGAAAUUUAUUAGUGAACUUCAAUUUUUUGGAUCGCAGAGCACCGGUCUUUUAAAAUUAUUAUGUUUUUAUUGCGUUUACUGUCCUUUUUGAAGCUUUACAGACGUGGUCGCUAUAUCAGUGUAUAGCAAAUAUUAGAGAUAAUACCAGAAUACAGGUUAAAAAUGACAUAACGGUGCAUAUUAAUGACAGAAUGUCUGUUUUUGGGUGAACUAUCCCUCUACACCCCAUUUUAGGCCGCACUGGGGUUGUGAGAAGUGACCCGGCCAUUUUCACAGUCCCUCUGCAUGGUGAUUUCCUCUUUUCUGACCCCAAAGGAUCACGUCAACCUACACUGUUUACUCUGUAUCUAUACUCAACCUAUAUUAACCUUUGCAUUCUCUAACCAUAAUCGUAUGUGAUGGCAUCAUAUAGCGGAACCAUAUAAAAAAAAAAAAAAUCAACCCACUGUAUAAUGGUGCUAUUUUGUAGUUUGUUACUUGCAGGGGUUGGCUGAAAACAUAGGUGAUGGCUUGAAAAGCUCAAUGUUGGAAGUCUUCCCUUUUGCACAGCCUUGUGGCCACCAUUGUAAUAAUAUUCUUUUAUUUUUAUUUUUAAGCUAUUUCAAUAAGGUUACAGUGUAAGCGAGCGAAAGUAUUUUUGUGAGAGCUGUGAAUGCAUGGGAAAAUGGGAAAAAAUGGCCCGUGAUGGUUAAUUGCUGUUUUUGUUUUUAAAUUAUUUUUUGAAACAAUAACGUCCCUAUGCCAAAUAACUUGAGUACUGUGAACUGCAAAUGUCCAACAUUACCAAGAUUUUGACCAUCACGAAAUAGCUUUUCAUGCACACUAUAUUCAUUUUGACAUCUUGGCACUGAUUCUGCAACUCAAGUAUUUGUAACUGGCAAGGAAAUGGUACAAAACAAUCUUCAGUGUAAUACAGACACCACAAGAAAGACAAGAUCACAGUACGAUUCAACCAGUUGGUAUCAGCGUAAUUUGGCUAAUACUGUACAAGUCUAUUCAGAACCAUUGUUUUUCCUUUUCACUUGCCUGUUUUUACGCAUCGAUAUGUCUAGGGAGGUUUAAUAGGAAAACUGCACCAAAAUGGAGUCAAUUACACCAUCAGUGCUAUGAAGGUUAUGUUUUAACUAGCAGCACAUUAACCAUUUGAAAAUAUAGAUGGUACAGAUCCAAAGUGUUUGUACUUUUGAACUGGACAGUUUUGCGUUUUAUAUAAUCUUCUCAAUCUGAAUUAAGAAACAAUAGAACAACGUAGAAUUGUAUGCAAUAGCCACCCAGAGUGUUUAUAUAAUGUGCACAAGUAUGAUGUAAUAGACCUCCAGCAAAAGGUCCUCACAUAAUACCAAAGACUUUGAAUAUUUAAGGUUUGUUGGUUAUGGCUUUGUGGGUAGCACUAAAGAUACUUCUUGAAUCUUCACAAUAAGGAACACAUUUUUACAAACAUAUUGUACUUAUUUUGAAGUUGCUCUGUUUCCUAUUAAAUUGAAUGUAGGAUUUAAGACUGCUGCAGGGAUUUGUGGCACUUUGCUUGAGUUUGAUCGUUUUCAACAGAACAUAAAUGAAGAGACAAGAAUGGAAGGAUGAAUAUUAAAGGAUUCUGGGCAUUGAUCAUUAAAGCAUUCUUUUGAUUGUGAGGCUUUCAUUAGGCUACUGGUGCUCAAUUGCUUUCUGUACAAAAUAUGAAAAUACUGACAGAUUGUUCACCGUUCCUGCUGAAUAAACCACUUGUCAAUA